CCGUGGAGGAUCUCACAUCCGGAUAUCUGUCAAGCUUGUCGCGAAUGCCUUAACGCGUCCACCGCGGUCGUCGAGGAUGUGACGGCUCGUAGAGUUGUUGUCCGAACUUUGCGCAGUCAUCAAGUUUCUGAAGAACCGAACGAUGACCCUGAAGAUACUGCUGGCGAGCUUUCUUAUCGCAGCCACGACGAGCUCCGUUCUAUCGUCGUCGGAAGAUCAUCAUCGGGUACCACCGCGCAAUCACAAAAUUGACCAGUUCAUUUGGCCAGUUUGGUAUCGCGACAGACUGCCCCAUGCCAGGCACGAUCGCCUUGAUGAUGAACGUGUCAGCCGAGAAACAACCACUAGUACGAGAAGCCCGUGGACGCCGCAGCGCUCACAGGUUUCUACGACGAGAUCACCACAGCAGAUAAAUUCGGCAUCGAGGCAUAUAGAGCAACGGAUGCUGAAGCAAAAGUUCAAUGGUGUUGUUGCGAUGGCGGAGACCGGUGGUACCAGGGCGAUAGCAUAUGCGGGUUAUCACGGUAAUCAUCGACAUCAGCCAAGGGAGAUGGGCCCGCAGAGCUUCCAGCCUGUUACUACAACCGUCCCCACUUACACCAGACAUCAUUCGGGGAGGCGAGUAUGCACUAGGCAAGCUCCCACAAUCUCUCAUCAUCAUCAGGGAAGACAAAUUAGGUUAGUAUACACUGAGAUGACUUCCAGUUUCUUUUGCUGUCCGGGAUGGUCACAGGUGACUCAUUUGAGUUUCGGUUGUAAUAAACCCACGUGCUCAGCAUCAUGUUUGAAUGGUGGAAUUUGCAUAUCACCCGGCAAAUGCACGUGUCCCAAAGGAUACACUGGCAAUCAAUGCCAAACAGAUGUGGAUGAAUGUGUCACGGAAAAACCAUGCGGACAACUUUGCACAAAUCUUCCUGGUAGAUAUCAAUGUCACUGUAGAGUCGGAUUUCAACUUCAACAGGAUGGUCACUCUUGUUUAAGAAAUAAUACUGAUGAAAAUGCUUUUGAAGCACGCGAUUUAGAGACUGAUUUUCAUGAUGUGUCAACGACAAAAGAUCCGAUAACUUUUCAUGAUACUGAAAAUGAGGUGAGCGAUAAUGAUCAAGAUUACGAAGUAAUCCUAAAGAGACUGAUCAAAUUGGAAAAGCAAGUAGCUAGAAACAGAAAGAGAGAGACAGAGGCUUCCGAGAUGAACACCAAAGUUACAUUAGCGGUUGAAAGUGUUAACGAGAUGAAGAGAACCGUCGAAAAUGUGCAACUGAUGCAACAAGAAGUAUACGAUAUGAGGAGCAAGAUGAGGCAAUAUGAAGCAGAAAUAAGAAAAAUACAUCAUCUUAUGACUCGCGUUGCGGAUUUAGAAAAUCGUCUGAGAGUACGAUGCAGAUACCAGUAAAUCGUGAAUCUUUGAACUUUUAGCGUUACUGAAUCAUGCCGAAAUUAUUAUCAAUACAACCUGAUACUAAUAAUGAACAGUAGUAAUACUAUAUACUCAAUUAAUAGUAAAUAGGAUUACUACUAUUUUAAUUAACAGUAGAUAGCUGUAAUAUUUUUAUCAUGAACUUUUGCGCAAAUAUGUGGUGACUAAUAAUAUCUUUCAAUCAGAGAUACGUAUAUAAAAGAAAUUACUGUACAUUUGAAAGAAUAUUUAUUUUUGAUUUUUGAACUACAAAGCGAUAUUGGUCAUUUUAGUCACAAGAUGCUGACGUAAUAGUAGGCGUAAGAUUUAUGCGGAAUCGUUUCUUCCGUGAAAUAUCACUGCCAUCAUUUAGUGUUUGUUAUAUUUUUCAAGCAAAUAAUACUAAUAGUACAAUUUAAAUAUUGAUUAUUUGUACUCAGCUUUACAAUAAAAUAAAGUGAAUUCUGCA
This is a messenger RNA of Solenopsis invicta (red fire ant), 1865 nucleotides long. RefSeq names its product epidermal growth factor-like protein 7 (gene slow). Lineage: Eukaryota; Metazoa; Arthropoda; Insecta; Hymenoptera; Formicidae. Gene Ontology annotation, molecular function: signaling receptor binding; calcium ion binding. Gene Ontology annotation, cellular component: extracellular region; cell surface. Gene Ontology annotation, biological process: anatomical structure development. The coding region runs from base 143 to 1393 and encodes 416 amino acids. The transcript has 9 exons. The record is from RefSeq and is a predicted model, not a curated record.